Salvia splendens (bonfire salvia) is the source of this 562-nucleotide messenger RNA. RefSeq names its product sterol 3-beta-glucosyltransferase UGT80B1. The coding region runs from base 54 to 290 and encodes 78 amino acids. The transcript has 3 exons. NCBI's taxonomy places the organism in Eukaryota, Viridiplantae, Streptophyta, Magnoliopsida, Lamiales, Lamiaceae. The record is from RefSeq and is a predicted model, not a curated record.
CCUCCCCUCCCAUUCCUAUAGCACACCUUAGUGUGGAAUCCCUAUCAAAGGCCAUGCCAUUCAUGCUCCAACCUGAGGUCAAGUCUCGAGCAGCAGCGGAUGUAGCUGUCAGUGUUAGAGAUGACGAUGGUGCAGCUGCUGCUCUUGACUCGUUUCAUCGCCAUCUUCCGUUGGCAAAACCGGAACAAGGCCAUCAUGUGCUUUUGUUGUCGAGCAGGAGAGUGGUGCUGAUCCAAUUCUUGUGGGAGCUCAUGCCGGCCAAGUCCUUCCAGAGGCCCGACAUCACGUGAUCGAAGAAGACGGUGUCUUGCGGAAGAGGCCACAAUGAAUAUAUGCUUGCAGACUUGUAGUGGUUUAUCUCUCUUAUCUAUUUUAAUGUUUGUCUUUCUUUUUUUAUUUUUUGUUUUUGGUUAUGGAUUUUUGUUUGCUUUAAAUUUUUUGAUGAAGGGGCACUGGUUGGCAUGUGCACAGUUGUGACAUAAUACGUGGAUGAAUGUUCUACUUAUCUAUUAAUUAAAAAUACAGAUAAUGUAAUAGAAUGUAUAUAUCUUAUUUCAUUUUA